Vanessa tameamea is the source of this 405-nucleotide messenger RNA. It is a transcript of the gene RpL37A, whose product is annotated as Ribosomal protein L37A. Lineage: Eukaryota; Metazoa; Arthropoda; Insecta; Lepidoptera; Nymphalidae. Gene Ontology annotation, biological process: translation. Gene Ontology annotation, cellular component: ribosome. The transcript is spliced from 3 exons. Bases 97 to 369 code for a protein of 90 amino acids. The record is from RefSeq and is a predicted model, not a curated record. Gene Ontology annotation, molecular function: structural constituent of ribosome.
AUAAUCUGUGUGAAAUAUUCGAUCACUUGUCACUUUGACAGGAGACUAAUGUUUCUCUUUUUCUGUCAACUGUUGUGUUAGGCAGGUUAUUCCACAAUGGCAAAGCGUACAAAAAAGGUUGGAAUUACUGGCAAAUAUGGCACACGUUAUGGUGCUUCCUUGCGUAAAAUGGUCAAAAAGAUGGAAGUUACUCAGCACGCCAAAUAUACUUGCUCCUUCUGUGGAAAGGAUGCCAUGAAGCGCAGCUGUGUGGGUAUCUGGUCAUGCAAGCGUUGUAAGAGAACUGUAGCUGGCGGUGCCUGGGUUUUCUCUACCACUGCUGCUUCAUCAUGCAGGUCUGCAGUAAGAAGAUUGCGCGAAGUGAAGUAAAAAUUUAGAAUAAGCGAUUAAACAAAAAAUAUCAUU